AUGGACAUAAGACUGUUUGGGGCAUCUCAUACAGGAGAUGUUCAACUCUUGCACCAACUGCUUGCAGAGAAUCCACUUCUACUCCAUAGCCUUGCGCUAGCUUCCACAGAGAACCCCUUACACGUUGCUUCGACUGCCGGCCACGUUGACUUUGUUAAGGAGACUGUGAGGUUGAAACCAGCUUUUGUGAAAGAACUCAACCAGGAGGGUUUUAGCCCCAUGCACAUCGCAUCCGCCAAUGGUUAUUUUGAGAUUGUAAGGGAGCUGCUGAAAGUUGACCCAAUACUGUGCCGGCUAAAUGGAAGAGAUCAGUGGACUCCUCUUCAUUAUGCAGCUGCCAGAGGAAGGGUAGAUGUUGUUGGAGAAAUGGUUUUGGCUUGUCCUGAAAGUGUUGAAGAUGUGACCAUACAAGGGGAGACUGCCUUGCACCUUGCUGUUAAGAACAGCCAGUUUGAAGCAAUUAAAGUUGUGGUGGAAUUGGCCAUACAACUGACGAAGGUGAACGUCCUGAAUAUGAAGGAUAAGCAUGGCAACACAGCUCUUCACCUAGCAACUUGGAAGAAACAACACCAGGUGGUGGAAUGGUUAGUUGGCAUAAAUGGAACAACACCGGGUGCGUUGGAAAUAAACAAUGUAAACCAGAGCGGUCUCACACCUCUUGAUCUGCUGCUAAUCUUCCCAAGUGAAGCCGGUGAUAGGGAAAUCCAUGAGACCCUUCGCCGUGCUGGAAGUUCAAGAGCACAGGACAUAGCCCAUUCUGCUGUUCCUUCAUUUGACUCUCAUACCCUCUCACAUUGCCCCAUGGCAUCAGAGACCCCUCAACUGCAGCAGCCAAAUAACUUGAUGGAAUACUUCAAGUUCAAAAAGGGCAGAGACUCUCCUAGCGAUGCGCGUACCGCUCUGCUAGUUGUGGCAGUACUGGUAGCCACAGCAACCUUUCAAGUUGGGCUCAGCCCUCCAAAUGGUGUUUGGCAGGACAAUGCUGGCUUGACCAAGAAUGGGACUGGCAGUGCUGAACCAGCAAACUUAGCAGGGAAGUCCAUCAUGGGUUCUUAUAGUGCAGUUGCAUUUGUCUUCUUUGAAUCUUUCAACACAAUCGGGUUUUCAGUUUCUCUUCACAUGAUCAACGUCCUCACUAGCAAUUUCCCUUUGCAGUUGGAGCUUCAAAUCUGCAUCUUUGCAAUGUACUGCACCUACAACGCUGCAAUGACCAGCAUUGCACCAGAUAACACAAAGGUCUUCGUCAUUGUGUUUACAUCAGUUUUCCCUACUUUGGUACCAGUUGCUGCCAAAUGGACUAGGCACUUUUUCAUGAGGCUCAGAGAAUUUCUAGCAAAUUGA
This is a messenger RNA of Prunus armeniaca (apricot), 1341 nucleotides long. Lineage: Eukaryota; Viridiplantae; Streptophyta; Magnoliopsida; Rosales; Rosaceae. The record is from the annotation of a GenBank genome assembly.